AUGGCAAAUCCGACUACUUGCCUGGUAUUGAUGAUCUGUAUUUUCAGUUCAGGCAUUGUGCUGACAGCCACUGCUGAAGAUCUCGUAUCCCUUAAAUCGGGUUGCGAAUGCUCGAUGAGUCUGAGCUGCACAUGCUGUCAGGGCGUUAUCGUUAAGGCCAUGGACUUCAGCAAGAUGCUUUGCAUGAUACUUAAAGUAAAUGUAUUACAAGCGUCGGUGGAUAUGAGUAUGACGCUGGAUGGCAAUGAAGUGUUAAAGCUUACACUGGAUACGAAGACCACGCCCUCUUUCUGCGUACCCAUUAUAUCGCAGAUAACACCCAUGGUUGUGUGCUUCAAGAUGGACGCAAAGGUGUCGGUACUUAAGGGUCUCAAUAUCUGUCCGAUUUUCUAUAGCAGCUUUGCAGAGAAAGAACUGCUGUCCGUUGAUUUUCCAUGCCUCAAAUUGGGCAUGGAUGGCAUAAGUAUUGCCUAA
This is a messenger RNA of Drosophila grimshawi, 474 nucleotides long. RefSeq lists its product as uncharacterized. The transcript is spliced from 2 exons. NCBI's taxonomy places the organism in Eukaryota, Metazoa, Arthropoda, Insecta, Diptera, Drosophilidae. The coding region runs from base 1 to 474 and encodes 157 amino acids. The record is from RefSeq and is a predicted model, not a curated record.